AUGUCGUCUAACACGGGCUCCUUCACGGAGUUCUUCGAACACAUCAUGACCCCCUCGGCACCCGUCAUCCUCAUCGGCGUCGCCAUCGUCCUCCUCUUCCCGGUCCUCCUGCACUUCAUCCUCGUCAAGUCGACCCCGUACACGACCCUCCCCUCCGUCCUCCUCCUCGGCCCCUCCGGCGCCGGCAAGACCGCCCUCCUCACCCUCCUCGAGCGCGGCGACAGCCCCGCGGCCACCCACACCAGCCAGCGCCCCAAGACGGUCGAGCUUACGGCCUCGCGCGACAGCAAGACCAAGCACAGCUUCCGCAACCAGGAGGACACGAGCGGCACGCACACAAAGUUCCUCCUCGUCGACACCCCCGGCCACGGCAAGCUCCGCAACUUCGCCUUCGGCAAGCUCGCCAACAGCUCCUCGGAGAAGUCCAAGCUCAAGUCCAUCGUCUUCAUGGUCGACGCCGCCGCCAUCAGCGAGAACGAGGUCCUCGCGCCCACCGCCGGCUACCUCUACGACGUCCUCCUCGGUCUUCAGAAGCGCGCUUCGUCGAGCAAGUCGUCCAAGCCUCCCGCGCCGAUUCCCGUGCUGGUUGCCGCGAACAAGAUCGACCUCUUCACUGCGCUCCCUGGUGCUCUUGUCAAGACGAGUCUCGAGGCGGAGAUCACCCGGAUACGUGCCUCGCGCAGCAAGGGUCUCCUGGAUUCUGGCGUCGGUAUAGACGAUAUUGGCUCUGAGGAGCACGACGACUGGCUGGGCGCGUACGGUACCGAAAAGUUCACCUUUGAUCAGUUGCGUGAAUUUGACGUGGAGGUCGAUGUUGUCGCCGGCAACGUUACUGGAAGUGGCCCCGGUGCCGAUAAGUGGUGGUCUUGGAUCGCCGAGCGGAUAUAG
Colletotrichum karsti is the source of this 888-nucleotide messenger RNA. RefSeq names its product signal recognition particle receptor beta subunit. Bases 1 to 888 code for a protein of 295 amino acids. The record is from RefSeq and is a predicted model, not a curated record. Lineage: Eukaryota; Fungi; Ascomycota; Sordariomycetes; Glomerellales; Glomerellaceae. The transcript has a single exon.